Messenger RNA from Anguilla rostrata (American eel), 1445 nucleotides. RefSeq lists its product as uncharacterized. The transcript is spliced from 6 exons. The coding region runs from base 212 to 1102 and encodes 296 amino acids. The record is from RefSeq and is a predicted model, not a curated record. Lineage: Eukaryota; Metazoa; Chordata; Actinopteri; Anguilliformes; Anguillidae.
UUUGUGUGUGUGAAUCUAAAUAUAAACCAAGACCACCCAUUUCAGAAGAGUGCGCACGGAAUCUCCUUUUCUCUUGGUGUUCGAGAUCGCGGAGUAGUAGUAGACGGAGAAAACAUAUGUAGUCUAUGUAAAUAGUUUUUAUUACCACCAAAAAUAAACUUUGAUAAGCAACGCACAUUAGAACAGCGUUCGAUCGGACCACACAAGGAGUAUGGAGAAGAAUUCUGUCAGCCCCUCUGGGUCUGACCAUACAGGAAGUUCGAAGGGUCAGAACAUGCCUCCACCCACCGGAACAGAAGAGGUGAGGAGGAGGCCGCCACGCACACUCCAGCUGAACCCCGCGGAGCAGACGGCUGGAGGGAAACCCAUUUUCUCCUCAAGCGCUCCUAGAGUCAGGCCAAGGAGCUCCCCUCUCAUCGAAAAACUGCAGGCCAAUCUUGCAUUAAGCCCUACAACCCUGUUACCUACAUCCAGGAGUUCGGAGGUGAAUCUGCCGCCCAGCCCUUUCUCUCCCGGCCACGCCCACAGCCCCUUCGGGCUGCCCAGCCCCGCCCUGAGCUCCCCCGGCCCCACCCCAGGGAGUGAGGAGGAGGCCCCCAUCAGCUUUGAGCGCCCUCCUGAAGGGACUGCACUCCCCAGCAUCAAUAAGGACCGAGCUCGGCUGUCAUUCAAGCGUCGGCCGCCCACGCGACAGCUCAGGAAGUCCUGCAGCGAGGAGCCUGCUGGGGAGGAGGGGGCAGCCGGGGGGCAGAGCUCCCCGUGUCAGCUAGACGGCCAGCAAAAGAACGAGGGAGCGGAGGAAGAGGCCGAGAGGACAAACAGGAAGGUCAAAGGGGUCAGGGCAAGGAAAUCUUCAGGGAGGGACGGUGGAGGAGCAGAUGAGGACGGAGAGGAAACGGUAGCUGUCACACAGGAAGUGAAGUCAGCCCCAGAUGAGGCUCCCGCUGCGCCCGAGGGGGAGGGGCUACCCGGGGAGCCAUGCUCAGAGGACAGGGUCAGAGCCAAUCAGGAAGAGGGGGCGGAGACACAGCCCCAGGAGGAGGAGGAGGGAGAGAAUGUGAUUGGCCCAGAUGAGGUGACAAUUGAAGUCUCAGUCAAGUGAUUCUCCUUGAAUCUGGAGAUUUGGUGUUAUCGCGAUGCCACGGGGGGGCGCUCCAACUCCUCGGCAUUACUGAUAUUUGAGUUUGGACUUUUUUUUUUUGUUUCUACAAAUGCAUAACAGCAUCAAAGAAUUAAAAUUGAAAGCAUUCCUGAGAUGUGUGCCGCAAGAGACGACCAGUGAUGUUACAAAUGGUUUCCUGCUCAUAAAGUAUCUUAUACCUGUCUAGGUUUCAUAUAUAAUUUUGUAUAUUAUUAAAUGUAUUAUUAUACAGUAAUUAUUUGUCAUCCCUUUAUAUCUAAACCCUAAUGACAGAUAAUUUAAUAAAAUCUUCGCACUGAAAUAA